Impatiens glandulifera is the source of this 3951-nucleotide messenger RNA. RefSeq names its product guanine nucleotide exchange factor subunit RIC1-like. Gene Ontology annotation, biological process: intracellular protein transport; retrograde transport, endosome to Golgi. The record is from RefSeq and is a predicted model, not a curated record. Lineage: Eukaryota; Viridiplantae; Streptophyta; Magnoliopsida; Ericales; Balsaminaceae. Gene Ontology annotation, molecular function: protein binding. Gene Ontology annotation, cellular component: Golgi membrane; Ric1-Rgp1 guanyl-nucleotide exchange factor complex; cytosol. The coding region runs from base 221 to 3598 and encodes 1125 amino acids. The transcript has 23 exons.
CCCACAAAUCUAAAAAAAAAAAGGAACAAAGAAGAACUACCAUUAUUAUUGUUGCAUAUCGAUUCUUGAAAAUCUCAGAUCCGAUUCUGUUAAGGUCGUAUGCGCAUCUAUCUUAGUCUGCUGUGCUGGAAAUGCCGUGGAUCUCUUCGUAGGAGCUAAGAUUUAUCACUUAUACGUACUUCUUCCUCCAGUUGUGUAGAAUUAUACAGUAGAAUCAACGAUGUAUAUGGCUUACGGAUGGCCACAGGUCAUCCCUCUCGAAUCAGGUCUGUGUCCUACUUCAGAGCGGAUCAUAUAUCUCAAGGUUAUUAAUCGCCUUUUGCUUGUCGUCGCUCCCUCACAUUUGGAGCUAUGGAGUUCUUAUCAGCACAGGGUGAGGCUAGGAAAGUAUAAAAGAGAUCCAGAUUCCAUACAGAGAGAGGGGGAGAAUCUGCAGGCUGUAUGGAGUCAUGAUGCUAAGCUGAUAGCUGUUAUUACCUCUUCUUUUUAUCUCCAUAUUUUCAAGGUUCAGUUCACAGAAAAAAGAAUACAUGUUGGAGGAAAACAGCCAUGUGGCCUGUUUCUGGCAAAUAUUACCCUACUUCUCAAUGAUCAGGUUCCAUUUGCCAACAAGGACCAAUCACUGAGCAAUAUCAUUUGUGAUAGCAAACACAUUCUUGUUGGGUUAUCAAAUGGGUCACUUUACAAUAUUUCAUGGAAAGGGGAGUUCCAUGGAGAUUUCCCAAUAGUUUUUCAAUGUAAUGGAAGUAAUGAAACUUCUAAGCCAUCACAUGCAUUACAGAAUGGUCUUGAUUCUGAAGUGGCUCAUCAACCUAGCACUCCCAAUCAUGAUUUACCCCAAUAUUCUGCUAUCGUUCAGCUAGAGUUUUCCCUGCCCCUGAGGCUACUCAUUGUGAUAUACUCUGAUGGACAAAUGCUGCUAUGUUCUGUGAGUAAAAAAGGUUUUAGGCAAGCAGAAUCGCUUAAAGCUGAAAAGAGGCUGGGUUCUGGAGAUUCUGUGUGUGCUUCCAUUGCUCCAGAGCAACAAAUGCUGGCUGUUGGCACCAGAAAAGGUGUCGUUGAGCUCUAUGAUCUUGCAGAAUCUGCCACACUUAUUCGAUCAGUUUCUUUGCAUGACUGGGGAUAUUCUGUGGAGGACACAGGAGUUGUCAGCUAUAUUGCAUGGACACCUGAUAAUGCUGCAUUCGCAGUUGGGUGGAAGUUAAGAGGACUUACAGUUUGGUCGGUUUCUGGAUGUCGCUUGAUGUCAACCAUUCGUCAAAUUGGUUUAAAUUCUAUAUCGUCUCCCAUGGUUAAGCCAAACCAAGAUCAAAAAUAUGAACCCAUGAUUGGUGGUACCUCUUUGAUGCAGUGGGAUGAAUAUGGUUAUAGGCUCUAUUCUGUUGAGGAACGAUCUUGUGAGCGGAUAAUUUCCUUUUCUUUUGGAAAAUGUUGCCUGAAUAGAGGCAUUUCAAGCAGAACCUUUACCCGCCAAGUUAUCUAUGGUGAAGAUCGUUUGCUCAUUGUGCAGUCUGAAGAUACUGAUGAACUCAAGUUCAUACACCUUAAUCUUCCUGUUUCUUAUAUCUCGCAAAAUUGGCCUGUUCUUCAUGUUGCUGCCAACAGUGACGGGAUGUACCUUGCUGUUGCUGGCCUUCAUGGGUUGAUAUUGUAUGACAUAAGAUCAAAAAGAUGGCGGGUAUUUGGCGAUGUCACCCAAGAACAAAAUAUCCAAUGUCAAGGCUUGUUAUGGAUGGGAAAAAUCAUUGUUGUUUGCAAUCUAAUCAGUUCUUCUAACACGUAUGAACUACUAUUUUACCCCAGAUACCAUCUUGAUCAAAGCUCACUUCUUUGUCGGAAACCAUUACUUGCAAAACCAAUGGUGAUGGAUGUCUAUCAAGAUUACUUACUUGUGACAUAUCGACCAUUUGAUGUCCAUAUAUUCCAUGUGAAAUUAUCAGGUGAAUUGACACCUUCUAGCAGGCCAAAUUUAGAGCUUUCUACAGUACGAGAGCUAUCAAUCAUGACCGCCAAGAGCCAUCCGGCAACAAUGCGUUUUAUUCCAGAUCAGCUGUCCAGGGAAGACGUUUCAACAAGAUGUAUAUCUUCAUCCAGUUUGCUAGUGAAAGAACCUGUGAGAUGUUUGAUAUUGAGGGCAAAUGGGGAACUUUCACUCCUUGAUUUGGAUGAUGGACGGGAGAGAGAGCUCACAGACUCUGUUGAAUUAUUUUGGGUGACCUGUGGUCAAUCUGAGGAGAAAACAAAUUUGAUUGAGGAUGUCUCAUGGCUUGAUUAUGGUCACAGAGGAAUGCAGGUUUGGUACCCAUCUCCAGGCAUUGCUUCUUUUAAGCAAGAAGACUUCUUGCAGUUGGAUCCGGAGUUGGAAUUUGAUCGUGAGGUAUAUCCUCUCGGUCUUCUCCCAAAUGCUGGGGUCGUUGUUGGUGUUUCCCAGAGAUUGUCAUUUUCAGCAUGCACAGAAUUCCCAUGUUUUGAACCUUCCCCUCAAGCUCAGACUAUAUUGCAUUGCUUGCUUCGACAUCUUCUUCAGAGGAACAAGAGUGAGGAAGCUUUGCGUUUGGCACAACUAUCGGCUGAGAAGCCUCAUUUUUCCCACUGUCUAGAAUGGCUUCUUUUUACAGUAUUUGAUGCUGAAAUCUCCAGGCAGAGUGCAAAUAAAAACCAGGUGUCAGUGUCAAAGGAUACUACCCCUUCUCUUUUGGUGAAGACGUGUGAUUUAAUUAGAAACUUUCCAGAGUAUUUUGAUGUAGUUGUCAGCGUUGCAAGAAAGACUGAUGGCCGGCAUUGGACAGAAUUGCUUUCUGCUGCUGGAAGAUCAACAGAAUUGUUUGAAGAAUGCUUCCAGCGCAGAUGGUAUAGGACAGCUGCUUCUUAUAUACUCGUUAUUGCGAAACUUGAAGGUUCAGCCGUGAGUCAAUACUGUGCUUUACGACUGUUACAGGCAACACUAGAUGAAUCUCUGUAUGAACUAGCUGGGGAACUGGUGAGGUUUCUACUUAGGUCUGGUAGGGAAUAUGAACCAGUGACAGAUGAGGAGAAACUAUCUCCCAGAUUUUUUGGGUACUUUUUUCCAUCAAAUAACAAGAGUCCAUCAUUUGAAUCGAAAAGCAGCCCGUCAUUCAAAGAACAGAAUCCACAUAUUACAUCUGUUAAGAACAUCUUAGAAAGUCAUGCUAGCUACUUAAUGUCAGGGAAAGAACUCUCUAAGCUUGUUGCUUUUGUUAAAGGCACACAGUUCGAUCUAGUGGAUUAUCUUCAAAGAGAGAGGUAUGGAAGUGCCCGCUUGGAGAAUUUUGCAUUGGGGCUUGAGUUAAUUAGUGAAAAGCUUCAAAUGGACACAUUGCAGAGUCGUCUGGAUGCAGAAUUCCUUUUAGCCCAAAUGUGCUCGGUUAAGUUCAAAGAAUGGAUAGUUGUUCUGGCCACCCUCUUAAGAAGAUCUGAGGUUCUGUUUGACUUAUUCCGACAUGAUAUGCGAUUGUGGAAAGCUUAUAGCCUCACUUUGCAGUCGCAUCCAGCAUUUGCUGGAUAUCAAGAUCUGCUGCAAGAUCUGGAAGAUGGGCUUGCACAAAAAGAAGAAGAUUCCAAGGACCAAACAAUUUAAGGAGUUGGCUGACAAAAUGGGAGACUAAUUCUGCAAUUCAAUUGUCUAUAGAAAUUAAAGCCGAGAAUGAACAUGGUUGUUCUCAUUCGGAGAAGGGUUUAGAAAAGCGGCAGAAGAAGAAACACUACUAGUGAGCAAUCAAAUGUAACUUUGUUUUUUGAAUAUAUGGUCUUAAUGUAGUUAUUUGUUGCAUCUACUACCAGUAGUUCCUUCCUUCCUUCCAUGAAGAGCUGAGUAUAAUUUGCACUGUUUUUUUCCUACAUGGUGUGAUUAGAAAAUAAAGCAUUGUGCUAUUUUCUAUCUAUUUCAAAAAGUUGUUGAUAGGACAUGGUUAACAUUCUAGCUUGAUAUAU